AGGGUGCUUUGGCCUUGGCGGUGGGGGAGAGAGAUCGAGAUCGAGAUCGAGAUAGAGAUGGGAAAGCAGCAGAGCAAAGAGAAAGAGAUGGAGCCGUGUAAGAAAGAAGCAUGCUUAAUCCAGGCAUGUCUCUCCAAGAAUGACUUCCUCCCUCACAAGUGCCUUAAAGUUAUUGAAAUGUUGCAGUCUUGCUGCGAAAAAUGUAAUUACGACUCGACACACUGCGCUUCUCUUUCUGGUCUUCUGAAACAAAAACCCAAAUGAAAAAGGCUGUGCCAAUUUUAUGCAACUUCAUUGACUUGGUGUAGCUAAUGUUCCUGGCAAAUUCUGAACAAGUGAAGAUCAGCUAAAUGUUUAAUAUUGGUUACCACUCACUACUAGGUGCUAUAAGAUCGCUGAUCAAUUUUCUAUGAUUCUUGGUGUUUUGAACUCAUGAGAAGUUUACUGUAUAUAUAUGUUGUGAUAGAUGGGACAUUGGAAGAACAACAACAUUUCUAAUAAAGAGAUGCUACAAAAAUUUUAAUCAGGA
This is a messenger RNA of Rosa chinensis, 529 nucleotides long. RefSeq names its product cx9C motif-containing protein 4, mitochondrial. Bases 58 to 264 code for a protein of 68 amino acids. The record is from RefSeq and is a predicted model, not a curated record. The transcript has 2 exons. NCBI's taxonomy places the organism in Eukaryota, Viridiplantae, Streptophyta, Magnoliopsida, Rosales, Rosaceae.